Molecule: messenger RNA, 2394 nt
Organism: Aureobasidium subglaciale EXF-2481
Lineage: Eukaryota; Fungi; Ascomycota; Dothideomycetes; Dothideales; Saccotheciaceae
Exons: 3
Coding region: 1-2394 (797 amino acids)
Biological process (GO): dephosphorylation
Molecular function (GO): phosphatase activity
Source: RefSeq, a predicted model, not a curated record
AUGGAUAAGAUCAAGAUUUCGAAGGUCGAGAAUGUGACGCUUCACAAGAGACGCAUUCAGGCCUCAGGAACGCUUCAUGUCCUCACUCACCACCUGAUCUUCGAGCACCGCCUGACCACGCCUACCGACUCGCAAGCACCAGCCAAAGCGCGCGCCAAAGAGAUAUGGAUCACAUACCCCAUGAUCGCAUCCUGUGUCUACAGACCGAUGCCCGUAACGCUCCGUCAACCCCAUGCCAUCCGCCUGCGCUGCAGAGACUUUACCUAUGUCGCUUUCCACUUCUCGGACGAGACGCAAGCUCGCAGCGUCUACGACAGCAUCAAGGCCUUGACCUGUGGUCUGGGCUCCUUCAACAAGUUGUAUGCCUUCAGCUACGACCCCCCACCGAUCGAGAAGAACAUCAACGGCUGGCAAGUCUAUGACGCUCGCAGAGAGUUUAGGCGUAUGGGCAUCUCUCCCAAAGGCGCCGAUAGAGGCUGGCGCUUAUCCGAUAUCAACCGCGACUACGAUUACUCGCCCACCUACCCAUCCCUCAUAGUCGUCCCGUCCUCGGUCUCGGACAAUGUCCUCAAACACGGAAGAGAAUACCGCUCCCGAUACCGCAUUCCCGCCCUUACCUACUUGCAUCCAGUCAACAACUGCUCCAUCACUCGAAGCUCCCAGCCAAAGUGCGGCAUGUUCCAAGACAAGAGAAAUCCACAAGACGAACGCUUGGUUGCUGCCAUCUUCUCCACCUCUAAACCAUUGCCCGAUGCUGGAAUGCCUCUCCUUGACGAUGAUGGUCAGCUGUUCGAUCCCGAUAUGCAAGAAACACCGCGUUCCAUGACCAGGCCCCUGCCGACCGCAGAGGACACUGUACAAAACCAACCAACCGAUCUGAUGUACGGAGGCAAUCAACAGACCGACAAGACCUACGGAGGCAACCAAUCUACCGACAAGAUCUACGGAGCCCAGCAAAAAAACUUCAUUGUCGAUGCGCGCCCACAGGUCAAUGCUGUUGCCAACCAAGCUACGGGAAUGGGCUCGGAGAACAUGGAAUACUACAAGGAUGCGACGAAAGAAUACCUUGGAAUCGCCAAUAUCCACGUCAUGAGAGAUUCCCUCAGUAAAGUCGCCGAAGCAUUUGCUCAUACAGAUUACAUUGAAAACGGUCCAAACCAAGAGCUCCUUGCCAAAAGCAAGUGGCUUGAUUACAUUUCCCUGGUUCUGCGUGGCUCCAGCCUGGUAGCCCGUCAGGUUGGCAUCAAUCACUCUCAUGUCCUCAUCCACUGCUCAGACGGCUGGGAUCGAACCAGUCAGAUCAGCGCCCUGAGCCAGCUGUGCUUAGACCCAUACUAUCGCACUCUCGAGGGAUUCAUUGUCUUGGUGGAAAAGGACUGGGUGUCUUUUGGUCACAUGUUUCGUCAUCGAUCCGGUUUCUUGAGCAGCGAAAAAUGGUUCGAGAUCGAGAACGAGCGUGUUGGAGGCAAUCGCAAGGUCGACAACCCAGCUGCAAGCAGCGGCAAUGGAAAUGCCUUUGGCAAUGCGCUUUCCACGGCAAGAGGCUUCUUCGCCAAGAAAAAUGACAGCAGAGAGUCUUUCGAUGUCAACGAUGCUGGUGAUGGCACGCCACACACAUCGACUGCAUCUCCGAAAGGUUCCAAACAUGCCACCACUAACGUCAAGGAGACAAGUCCCAUCUUCCACCAGUUCUUGGACGCAACUUACCAGAUGCUGAGACAAUACCCGACCAGAUUCGAGUUCAACGAGCGGUUCCUACGCCGCUUGUUCUACCACCUCUACUCGUGUCAAUAUGGCACCUUCCUCUUCGACAGCGAGCUUCAAAGAGUUGAAGAGCAAGCUUACGACAAGACAAGGAGUGUAUGGGAUUACUUCCUUGCCCGUCGAGAUAUGUUCUUGAAUGAUCAAUAUGAUCCUACUAUCGACGACAAGGUCACUGGGAAAGAAAGAAUCAUACUUCCCGACACUACUCAAGUCAAGUGGUGGCACGAACUGUUCGGCCGCACUGACUCUGAAAUGAACGGAACACCAAAUGCACCUACUCCCAGCUUGCCAAAGGAGCAUAGUGACCCCAUCGUCACUGGUAUCGAGAACUCAGAAAUCUCCAUUGGGCCUGCCGCAAAUGGCAGCAGUAUCACGGGUCAGACUGCAAGCGCUUUCACCAACGGUGCAGCUCGUCUGACUGCUGGACUGGGAGGUCUGAGCUUGGGGAAGAACAGCACAAGCGCACCUGUCAGUCGGGUUCAAUCACCAUCGACCUACGAUUCUGUGCCGACGCGCGCCAUUGAUGAGAAGAUGACCACAACGGCAAACAACAACGAGUCAGAAACGACAGCAAACGGUCGACUUUCGUUCUCGACAUUCGCACGAGACAAUGCAUUCAGGGAUACUUAG